Messenger RNA from Brugia malayi, 3495 nucleotides. RefSeq lists its product as uncharacterized. Gene Ontology annotation, molecular function: synaptic receptor adaptor activity; ionotropic glutamate receptor binding. The transcript is spliced from 24 exons. The record is from RefSeq and is a predicted model, not a curated record. NCBI's taxonomy places the organism in Eukaryota, Metazoa, Nematoda, Chromadorea, Rhabditida, Onchocercidae. Bases 1 to 3495 code for a protein of 1164 amino acids. Gene Ontology annotation, cellular component: postsynaptic density; dendritic spine; postsynaptic membrane.
AUGAUUAUGGCAGACGAUGAUGUAUUAAAUAUACAAAUUUUCAUCCCCGAACUUCAUAUUCAGAAAUGUUUGGUUGUUAAUCUUGAUGAGAAAGUUUGGGAAAUCAAAGGGCGACUUGUCCAAUCUCUUCAGAAUAAGCUACCUCAGUCAUUCAACUACGGCUUGUUUCUGCCACCUUGCGAUGGCCGCGCUGGCAAAUUCUUACUGGAGGACCGUCCGAUACGUGAAUAUCCAUUUCAUGAUUGUGUCCCUUAUCUUGAGCUCAAAUACAAAAAGCGGGUUUACAAAAUGUUGAAUAUUGACGAAAAGCAACUGGAAAAAUUACAUACUAAGUCAAAUUUGAAAAAAUUCAUGAAUCACAUUGCUCUUGGACAGCUAAAACGGACGGAAGAAAUGUGUACUGCGGGAUUUGAUCCUAAUUUUCACGAUAAUGAAGGUAAGACACCAUUGACGAUGGUGUGUUCAUUACCAAAUAACGAAGGUUUUAUUAAAACGUUGGUAGAACAUGGAGCUCACGUCGAUUUCCGAAACAGUGAUGGACAGACACCAAUGCAUAAGGCGGCAUAUUGGUCUUUGGCGGAAAAUGUUAACUGUUUGCUUGAACUUGGUGCAUCACCAAACUAUCGGGAUCCACUUGGCUUGACACCACUUUACUACAACAUGCUGCAGAGUAGUUCAAAAUCAUCAGUAGCUCAAAUGUUACUUUAUAAUUAUUCAGAUAUUAAUGUAACUGAUUUGGAUGGAAAUCAUGAGAUACAUCAGGCAUGCAAGAAUGGUUUGGUGCAACAUAUGGAUUAUUUGAUAUACUAUGGAGCUGAAAUUAAUGCUCAGAAUAUCAAUGGGAAUACUCCGCUUCAUAUUUGCGCAAUUCAUAAUAAACCUAAUUGCGCACGUUUAUUACUGUUUCGUGGUGCUAAUCCAACAGUUAUGAAUAAGCAAAGCCAGACAGCGUUAGAUGUGGCACAGAUUCUUGGCUGUCAUGAAAUAACGAAAGUUAUUUUGGACCAUGACCCUGUAUCCACUGUGCCCUAUAACGUGAAGCCGACUUUUAAUCCCAGAAGGCGUUCAUCGAUAUUACCUAGUCAACGAUCCUCAAGUCGGACAUCACUUUGCAACAGUGAAUAUCGAUCUGUGAUACCGGCCAGCCCGACACCAAGCCAUAUGUCAGUAUCCAGUUAUAAAACGUGUCCAGGGGAUAUUGAUGGUGGAUAUAGUACAAUGCGACGAUAUCCAGCUUACCCCCUAAUGAACAUCAAUGGUUUUGAGAUUAACAUACCACGCACUAUCGUAAUACCGCGAGAUAGUAAAGGUGGCUUCGGAUUCGUCUUACGAGGCGCUACAAAAGCCGGAAACUUUAUUCCAACAUUGUUGAAUCCAGCAUUGCAAAAAUUCGAAGGGAUUGAUCUGCAAGGAAUGGCUAUGAAAGCGGGUCUAAGACCCGGUGAUUUCUUGCUUCAGGUGAACAAUAUUGAUGUACGUAGAACACCGCAUGAUCAAGUGCAUAAAUUAAUACAGUCUUCGGGAGACACUGUAAUGUUAAAGGUGAUUACUGUCGAUCCUGGUUUAUUUAGUUUUCCGCCCUCUCAUACGAUGCCGGUGAAUAUUUCUCGCACAGUUCGGGAAUAUCGUCCACCAAUGCUGCCACAAGACAAAACGUAUAUCAGCCAUUCGUUACCACGUCGAAAUCGUCGCAUCAGUGGUAACAUAGGUGACAUGUAUGGUUAUGGUAAUAGUUUGCUUCCCUUGCAUUCUACUAAAUCGGUAGAAACACUAAAUCAAAGUAAUUACGAACGAUUUGCGUCCGUAAAACAACGAAUUGGUAGUUCUAAACGUAUUUCUAUGGAAGAAUUGGAACGACUGAUGGAACGACAGGGACAGUGUACUUCGCAAUUUCAACCCAUCCCCAUAAAUGAGGAUUCACUGCCAAAUCGAAAUAGUUUGAAGUUUAAUUCAGUGAAUGACCUAAAACGUUACAAAAAAAGUGGCUUACAUCGAACAACUUUACCACCUGUAGCUGGUAACGACCAUUGUGCUCCGUCAGUAAUACAAAGCUUUAAUUCUUCACCAGAUUUGCCUCGAUCAGUGGAUGAUGAAUCGCCCUCAUUGAUUUCUUUUAAUGGACAAGUUAGCCAACGUGGCUUUGCCAUUUCUCCAGACUAUUCACGUCCUUUUAAGUCCAUCGACCGACCCAAAACACCACCACCUCCUCCACCACUUCCACCGCUGUUUGACAACUUCCCAUCAUCGUCCUCGAAUAAUGAAACACUAACAUCUCCGCCUCGAAUCGAAACGACUCUUUCAUCUCCACCUGCUGCACCUCCACCUCCACCUCCACCACCACCUCCUCCUCCACCACUUCCUCUGCUCCAGUCUUCUGCAACAACAGCAGCAAAAUCUGUGUCUUUUAAAAAUGAUGAUGAAGAUGGAGAAUCUGAAUCAAAAGAAACAAGAACUCCUGCUAUCAGUAGUGAAAUCUUGUCAACAAUAAAAUUGAAACCUACCAUACGACGUGAACCAGCUAAUUACUGUGCAACCGUGCCACGUGGAUUUGAUUCUGAUCUACGUAAUGCACUGGCAAAAAGGAGAGGCAAGGUUGCUCAAAGUGGUAGUAAUGAUGCAUCGAAAAAAGUAGUUUUCUUGCUGGAGAAUCCUCCUGUAGCCACAGUGAUCAGCAGUUACGGUGGAUUAAGUUUGUGCGAAUCAGUCCGGCAAAGUGUUCCAAGUUCAACAAAAUGGGAGAUUGGGAAAUCAGAGCAUUCUCCAACGAGUAUUGCAUCAAAAAAAGAUAGCGGUUAUACAUCGUCACGCACUUCGCUUGAACCAUCAGAAUGCGGUGAAGAAAUUGGAUCAGUAGGUGCUACGAUAAUUGCGGUACCAGGAUCUACGAAACCAACCACUGGCGUAGCUGGUGCCAGUUCCGCAUGUCAUGUCUCGUUGCUUAGUAAUCAGUUUGAAGAAAUUUGUGGAUCUACGUGUACCAGGAAGAGUAAUUGUUUAUCGCAGGUAGCACCACCUGUUCAACAGUUAGCUCAAGCGGUCAGCGAUCAUGAUUCGAUGAGCUUGAACUCCACACUGUCGACGUUAAGUAGACAAUCAUCAACGGAUUGUCAACAGCGGACAUUGUCUACUAUCCUAUUGUCAACAUCUCAUUGCAAACUCUCAGUAACUCCCUCAACUGACUGCAAUGACGAUGAACCGGACAGCGGUACUGGUGACUCCGAUAACGACGCUGCGACAAAAUCUAGUAGUCACACAAGUCCGCUUAUGAGUAACAGUUUUAUCGAUAAACAAGUGGCAAGCUGGACAACUGAUGACAUUGUUGCAUGGCUAAAAACAUUAGGCCUUUCGGAACAUUCCAGGAAAUUCCAGCAGUUUCGAAUUGACGGUACUCAUUUGUUAUCCUUUGAUCGAUCAUUGUUAACGCAGCUCGGUGUCACACGAAUUGGUCAUCGACAACUGAUUGAACGGUCUCUGAAAAGUUUGAGCAAUAAUUAA